AUGUCGUCAGAAGCCCAAGUAGCGCCCAGUCGCAUGACUCUUCAGGUUGCGAAGCAGAAGAAGAAAGGCGCUGCUCAGGGCUACCAACUCUUAAAAAAGAAGAGUGAUGCUCUGUCCGCUCGUUUCCGUGGCAUGCUGAAGGAGAUUACGAAACUGUCAAUAGGAGACACCAUUAACGAGGCGCACUUCUCCUUAGCAAAGGCUUCAUGGGCUGGAGGCAGCGACCUGAGGGGACAGUUGUUGCAGCGCAUUAAGCGGCCUGCGGUGUUCGUUACUGCUGCCUAUGAUAACGUCGCUGGGGUUCGGCUGCCCGUCUUUCAGGUUACUACAGAUCCUACUGUCGACA
This is a messenger RNA of Eimeria acervulina, 346 nucleotides long. RefSeq lists its product as hypothetical. The transcript is spliced from 4 exons. Gene Ontology annotation, cellular component: proton-transporting V-type ATPase complex; vacuolar membrane. The annotation marks the transcript as partial. NCBI's taxonomy places the organism in Eukaryota, Apicomplexa, Conoidasida, Eucoccidiorida, Eimeriidae. The record is from RefSeq and is a predicted model, not a curated record. Gene Ontology annotation, molecular function: proton-transporting ATPase activity, rotational mechanism.